AUGGAUCGAGAAGAGGAUUCCGGAAGUGGAUCAAGAAAAGAGCUGAGGGAACGGUUUAGAGAGUUUUCGGGAAAAAGGAUCAGAAAGAGCGAGACUAUAAGGAGGACUUGGCAAAUCGAUAAAGAAGAGGACCGAAAAGGUGCACGGUGGGAGAGAGUUCGGAAAAUGGGUAGGGAUAGUGGGAUUAAGAAAAUGGAUCGAGAGGGGAAUUCCGGAAGUGGAUCAGGAGAAAAUUUUGAGUGUGAUUUAGGGAGAAACGGAAUAAAGUGUUAUUGUUUGGUUUCAUCAAUAAUUCUACAUCUUUAA
Loa loa (African eye worm) is the source of this 306-nucleotide messenger RNA. RefSeq lists its product as hypothetical. NCBI's taxonomy places the organism in Eukaryota, Metazoa, Nematoda, Chromadorea, Rhabditida, Onchocercidae. The record is from RefSeq and is a predicted model, not a curated record. The transcript has 2 exons. Bases 1 to 306 code for a protein of 101 amino acids.